Messenger RNA from Colletotrichum karsti, 1962 nucleotides. Its product is annotated as general amino-acid permease gap1. Gene Ontology annotation, molecular function: amino acid transmembrane transporter activity. The coding region runs from base 1 to 1962 and encodes 653 amino acids. Gene Ontology annotation, biological process: amino acid transmembrane transport. Gene Ontology annotation, cellular component: membrane. The transcript is spliced from 9 exons. The record is from RefSeq and is a predicted model, not a curated record. NCBI's taxonomy places the organism in Eukaryota, Fungi, Ascomycota, Sordariomycetes, Glomerellales, Glomerellaceae.
AUGAAUCCAUCUUCAGCAUCCAACAUGCGGGCCAGUGGAAAAGGAGAUCAAGAGAAACAGAUGGCUCCUGCUCCAACACAUGGCUCUAUCCACCAUGGCGAGGUUACCGUUAAUGAUGACAACAUCGGCGACCUACACCGGAGCUUCAGUCCACGCCAGAUUCAUAUCAUAUCUCUCGGCUCUAGCAUGGGUAGUGGCAUCUUCAUUGCGACCGGGAAAGCACUAGCAUCUGGUGGGCCCGGCACUAUGUUUCUGGCCUACUUGAUAGUAUGCAGUGGCGUUUGGGCUAACCUUCAGAUUCUGGGUGAGAUGACCAUAGCCUUCCCGGUCUCGGGGAGCUUUGUCGACUAUGCCGGUCGAUGGGUUGAUCCUGCUUUGGCAUUCGGUGCGGGUUUUGCUGAAUGGCUCGGCUGGAUCGCAGUAUUCGCAGCCGAAGCUGAGUUCUUCGUCGUUUUAAUCAGAUACUGGGGCGACGCAGUUCCACACGCAGCAUUGAUAACCAUAUUUCUUGCGCUCUGCCUGAUAGUAUUUUGCCUGCCGAACAAAGUCUUUGCUUGGUUGCAAUGUUUUGGGUCUCUCGUGAAGAUUAUUCUUUUCGUCUUCGUUGCCGCGCUGUCGUUGGCGUUGAUCGCCGGCGCUGGCCCAACUGGAGUUGUCAGAGACGGCAGCUACUGGCGUGAUGGUCAAGCCUUUCAGAACGGAUUUGGGGGCUUCGCUAGUUGUGCUCUAUUAGCAAUAUGGGCAGUUGGCGAUCAAGUCUUCAUCAGUGUCAUGGGGGGAGAGGCGAGCUCACCCAGAUAUUCUAUGGCGCAUGCAUCAACCUUGAUUCCUCUGCGAGUUGGUUUCAUGUAUCUGGCUGUUGUUGUUCUCAUUGGCAUCAUAGUCCCGUCUGACGAUCCGCUUCUGCUCGGUGAGAGCGGUUCCGCCGCCUCUCCCUUCGUCAUAGCAGCAAAUAACGCCGGCCUCGCUGGCAUUCCCGAUUUCAUCAACGUUUGCAUGAUAAUUGGCAUCAUGGCUAUCAGCUUGGAAGCACUAUAUCUUCCUUCUCGAAUUAUCCGAACCAUGGCCUUGCAAGGACUUAUUCCGGAGGUCUUCGCAAAAUGCGACCAGAAAGGGCGUCCUCGGUGGGCUCUCUUGAUUAGCUCAACUGUGGGAGUAGCUUUAAGCUACCUCAGUCUUAGCAGUGGUGGAACUAUGGCGUUGAACUGGUUCAUCUCAAUUACGAGUGCUUCAUUUUUCACCAAUUGGGCCAUCAUUGCCUUCACAAGCCUCAGAUUUCGCGCAGCCUUGAGAGUACAGGAUGACAAGCUAUUCAACCAGACGUUCGCAUGGAAGUCAAAGUUGUGGCCCCUUCCUGCGGUACAUCUUCUGGUCGUGUCAACAAUGCUCCUGGUCUGUCUGUUCACGACCGCAGACCACUCUAAUCCAGAUAACUCUGCUGAGCUUGACCCGAGAUCCAUCGACCCCGAUUCGUAUGUCGAAGAAGCCUCGGGCACACUCGAGUCACCCCACACAGCACUGCCAUACUAUGUGCACCCUUCAGACCAGACAUACGCCAAUCAGCCCGCACUGCAUCACACAGAGGAUGGCCAGGCUGCCAUGUCUCAAAUUCCGCCGCAGUCCGAAAUGGUGUACCGAACCCGUCCCGUGUACGGGAGCCCCAACUCUGGUUACUACCAGUACCACGCCAGUCAGGUCAAUCACGCCAACGGCCCAUACUCUCACAACGGCUUUUACACACCAUCCCCCAGAAUGAAAAACGCUCUCGAUCACAUCGGAGCCUGGGAUGACAAUCCUCAGGCCUCCGACUACCCUGCAUCACCUGAACCCGAGCGGGGCCGGAAAGAGCGAAGGCGAUUAAAGUUUUCCAAUCUUCCCGGAAGGUCGAAGAAGACUGAGUCAACGGAGCGGGAGCGGUCUACCAGUCGAAACGUUGAAAAGAGGAACAGGAGAAAGAGAUGA